AAACGUAAACAAAACAAAUUGUGAAAAUUUUAAUAUUCAUUUCCUUUCCAAUCUCGUUAAAUAUCGUAAAAAUAAGUGAAAAUGGGAGAAGGUGAAUGUGAACCCAUGGUCGAGGCACAAUCUAAGAAGUCCAGGCAUCGCAAGAAACAUCUUUAUAACACAAUCUUGCAACAAAUGGAGUUUUAUUUUAGCGAUUCGAACCUUUCCAAAGAUCGUUUUCUUUCUCAGCUUUUGGCGGAAAGCGAUGACAUUGAUUUGGAUGUCUUCCUCAAAUUCAACAAAAUUAAAAAACUAAACUGCACAACACAAGACAUCCAGAAAGCCAUAAAAAAAUCUGAACUAAUAGAGCUUUCUGAGGAUGGCCUUAAAAUACAUCGGACGAAACCCAUCAAAGUGAAAGAUAACGUGGAUUAUUGCACAAUUUACGUUGAAAACAUCAAAGGUGACGCGAACCACGAAACCCUUUCGCAAAUAUUCUCCGAUUUCGGCAAAGUAGUGUACGUUUCCAUACCAAAAUACAAGCAUAAUAAGGCGAAUAAAGGUUUCGCCUUUAUAGAAUUUGAGACGGAAGAACAGGCGGCUGAUUGUAUUAGAUUUUUUGAAGGGAUUGGCUGCAGGAUUCCUCCCGAAAAAAACCCGGAAGAACUUAGAAGUAUUGCGACGUUUGAAGGCGAACAAAAAGAGUUGAAUGUGGCACCUGUGGAAACAAAAGAUGUGAUGGAUCACGAAGAGGAGAAAGGUAAAAAAAGAAAAUUGAGCGUUGACGAGCAAGACCGCAAAAAAAAGCAAAAACUUGAAAAUGGUAAACAGGAGACUUGCGAAGUAAGUCAAGUAGAGGAGUCUGAGGAUGUAAAAAAAAAGAAAAAGAAGAAGGAAAAAAGAAAAGCUUAUAUCAAAGAGCUUGGACUACAGGUUCUUUUAAAGAAAGAUUGGAAAAAGCUCAGGAACCACUAUCUAGAUUUGCAAAAGAAGAAAAUGAAAGAGUUUAAACAGUACCUCUAUAGGCAGAAAUACGGACCCAAAUCCCAACAAAAAGUUGAUAAUGAGGAGAGUAAAGAGGCUCAGGAGCUCUCUAAUUCGGCAAAUAAACUCAGUUUCACUCCAGGAAUUAUAGUUAAAUUGAGGUUGCCAGAACCCUGCACAGAUGUAAAAAAGUUAAAGAAUGAACUGAAAUCGGCCUCUCCAGAGGUAAAAUAUGUAGACGUUCCACUGCCUAGCGGUAGCCAAGAAAUAUUUAUUAGGUUCAGCAACUGUGAUGCAGCCAAAGACUUUUGUACUAAAGACAUUGCUGGUGAAAAAUCUUUGAUUGAUGGGGAUGAAGAAAUAUUGUACUGGCAGAAAAUCGAGACGGACAGAACAGUUAAGUUUAAAAAGAUGGCUAAGAAGCAGCGUGGUCGGGAAAAGCUGCUGAAAAGGGCGGAGAGAGAGAGUGGGAAACAUAUAAGGUUUGAUGAAAAUGACUAAGAAUACAUGAUAUACUUUUUAUGUUUUAUUGGAUAUUAUAAAUUAGUAUUGGAGUGUUAUAAAUUAGUAAGUCAUGUAUGGAAGCAUAUAUAUCACAUAAAUCACAUUUCUUAAUUUUUUGACGACGCCGUUUUACAAAAUUUCUACAUUAGAGUAAAAUGGACUUUGGAGUUACAUUUAAAAUGGAGCAUGAAUUAAAUUAAAAGAACAAUAGAAUGACAUAAUAAAAUAUAUAACUAUUUCAAUUAGUUCUUAAAAGCAGACAGACUUAGCUCAAAAGUGUCAGGGAAAUCCAGUAAUAAAUCUUAAAGUUCUAAAAUCAUUGACAGUACAAGCCAUAAUUGGUUAAGUGAAAUGGGACAAUACCUUAAAGGUAUCAAAAAUAAGUCGCACUGAAGAAAACUUUUAAUUGAAGGCCUUGGCGUAAAAACGGUGUAUGCCACAUGCAGUAGGUUUUGAGAAAUCGCCGCUGCAAAAUCAUUUUUAAUCCACAAAAUCAAAAUUAAAUUCUUUUUAUUUGAAUUCGGUUGUAAAAGAUAAAACACCUUACCUAGUCUUAUACCAAUAAAAAGGUUUUAAAAAAAAUCACUAUAUUUACUUUUUUGGAAUUUAAUUUGCAAAAAAAUGUGGCUUGUAUCCUUUUACAUGAAAAAAUAAAGGUAAACUGAAAAAACAUAAGUUAAAUGAAAAAUAAAUUAAUUGUCAUCACAAUGGGUAGUCUUCAUCCAAAUGCUCUAUAUCCAUCGGUAAUGUCCCUUCUUGACUAACCAGUUUUUCUGCGCCAAUAUCCAAAAAAAAUGAUGGCUUCAGGUAUAUACGGUAGCAAAAGUGAUAAAUUAUCAAGUUUUUUGGGGUUUAUUUUUAUUGGCUCCAUAUAUUUUUGUUUUAAACAUUCUGUUAAACAUUGCCUUCUAAUACCUUUUUUUCCAAUAUUUAAAUUUUUAAAAUGUUCAUUUAAGUAAUGUUUUAUUUUUAAUAGGUUGGGAUUUACGCUGUCAAACUUAAAGAUACAAAUUUUGCUAAAGGCAACUUUUUCUUUUUCAUCAGUAAGCUUUUUUUUAGUAAUAUUUCCUUCUAAAGAUUUGAAUGAAAAGAAGUCUUCUCUCUUCAUUACAGUAACUUUAAACGGAUUGGUUCUCUUACACUUACUUACUGCCUCAUACCAAUCUGCUGGUUCAUAUACUGCCUUUAUCUUCUUUUUAUAUUUCUCUAUCAUAGCAAAGUCCCUAUCGGACGGAAGAUGAGUAUGCCCCACUACUAAGAAUCUAUGCUCUAUGGAUUCAAAUACACCUUCUGUAACCAACUGCUUCCACAAGCUCAUUAAGACCCAGUUCUUAUUUUGACCUCCGCAAUUAUCUGUAUAUACAAUAAGGUUUUUGGGGAGGUGUUCUUGUUCUUUGAAAUGUUUAAAGAGAACACUGGAAAUCUCAUCGCUACCUCUUUUACCAGUAUUCUCAGACCACAUGUACAUAUAGCCCUUAUCAUUCACACAGUCAUGGACUCCAAGAUUAUAUACCCAUGCCUUCUUUAAGUUAAAAGCAGGACCAGUUGUUAAAGAGGGUACAGGGAGUGCUUGCUGAAGGUCAAAUGAUAAUACGUAUGUAUCCUUUAAAGCAGCCAUUUUUAUUUCAUCCUUUAAAGUAUUUUGCAUUGCUUCGGCGCGCCUUAAAUGCAACUCCUUUUCUGUCUUUAACUUCUUUAGAGAUUCUUCAUCUUUUUUAGAAUUCUCAAUGUUUACAUCUAGUUCAUCGCAUAUCUUGCAGGUAUCGCUUCUUGGUAGCUUAAAUCCUAUAUUAAACUCAGAACAAAAUAUCCUUCUGUAUUUAUCCUGACUUAUAGGUAUUAUAUUAUUUUCAACACACCGAGCUUAUAAUAAUCAUAGUAUAAAGAAGAUAUAUUGAGGUCAUGAUUAAUGUAAGUUUUAUGAGGAUUUUUUUUCUACUGUAAUGGCUUGUGUAUUUUGGAGUAAUAUUAAUAUGGUCUCGAACUGACUGGCAGGCCUCCUCCGGUAUUUUAUUAUGACGCACUAGAAGCUUCCCUCGUUGAUCUGGUUUAGGUGUGGUUAGGCCUUCAAGCAUUUGUUUGUGCAGAAGCUGUAAUCGCUUCUGAGACGUCAGACCAUGAAUGGAAAUAAAUUCUCUUUUACAUAUUUUUACAUCAAAGCCAUUGACCCUCACAAAAUAGUGAAAACUAAACUUCCGAGAAGAGACAGCUCUCUUUGUUUUCUUGGAGUGUGAACGUUUUUUUGGCAACUGCUUUAUGUUAUGAAAUAAAUACGCGUUUUGCUUGUCAUAAUCGCCAAUAUUCCAAAAAUCGUCAAAAAUUUUAUUUGCUGUACCUUGAAGCAACAUCCUACAGUUUUUGUUUCAGACUCUGGCUCCAAUAUUUUUGCCUUUUUUAUUUAUAUAGGGCAAACCAAGAUUUCGACGUAUUUUUCUUAAUUCAGAUCUUUCGACGUUUUUCUAGUCUUGUUCCUUUUUUCAGGGGUAGGAAGCUCAGCACGGCGUUUUUUUCUGGAUUCCUGUAAACAAAAAAUCCGCUAUAUAUGGUUAUUUUAGUACUCUGACAAACAUAUUGGGAUGAUGAUAACAAACAAAGUAAAUGUUAUGUCAAAAAAAAUAAUAUUAUACCUGUGAAAAAUGUCAUACUCCCGUAAGGGAAUCGUAAACAUUAUUACAGAUAUUUUAAGAAAAUACACAAAAAUAAUGGCAAAAAUACAUAGCUACAAUUUUCAGAAAAAAGGUAUAUGCCACAAAAUAAGCCAAAUAAGUUUCACAAUAACAUAACUAAAAUUUUCAGUAAAAGGGUUUAAGCCACAUAACCUCAAAUACAUACCUGUUGCUCUUCACAGGAUGAUACACUGGAUUCAUUUUCACUCUCUACGCAGUCUCUCUCUUUUACACUAUCGUCAGAAUUCCAUCCACCGCUAUUUUUGUUACUAGAAUUACUUGAAAACUCUUUAAACUCUCGAGAACAUCCGGCACGUGGGCUACUCAUGAUGGCGGCUUGUAACCUUAAACCGAAAAUUUUUAUCACACAGCAGAUUAAGCACACAGCCGAGCAAUUACAAAUAAAAAAGUCGGGCAUAAGGAUUUUGUGGCUUGCAUCCUUUUCACGCCAAGGGCUUCAAUUAGACUGUUGAAUUUAUUUAUCCAAAACUCAUUAACUCGAAAAUUGUGUCACUUGGAGCAAAAAAUAUAUUUAUUUGAACGUUGAGCUUUUUUUAAAUUGCUUUCUAAAAUUUACAUAUCGUAUAUUACGUAGGCGAAGUCUUUGUUAACAACACGUUAAAAUUGAAACAGCUUUUUUGAAAAUUUCACUUGUACAAUAAACCGCAUUUUUCUUAACAGCUUUUUUAAAUUAAUUCAAAAUAAUCAUCCAUUAUUUUCACAGAGACUUAAAUAUAUGACCAAAGGGGGAGAAAGUAAAGAAAUAAAACUCAGAGUUUACUUUCUCCCCCUUUGGUUUUUUAAAUAAUAAAGAAAGGACCUAACAAAUAUGUAAUAUAAUAACACAAAGUAUAAACGGUUAUAAUGGAUUGACCUAUUAAUUUGUAACACAAGUGUUAUUGCCAUGUGAUUAUUAUUAUUUGUUUAAAGUAAAAAUAAUUGUAUUUUAUAUAUCUAACAUAAGCAACACUGUAUAAUUACUUCUUAGGAAUGUUUGAUUAAAUUGAGAUUUAUGUAUUUCGAAA
Molecule: messenger RNA, 5158 nt
Organism: Anthonomus grandis grandis
Lineage: Eukaryota; Metazoa; Arthropoda; Insecta; Coleoptera; Curculionidae
Gene: Larp7
Product: la-related protein 7
Exons: 4
Coding region: 82-1464 (460 amino acids)
Biological process (GO): RNA processing
Cellular component (GO): nucleus
Molecular function (GO): mRNA binding
Source: RefSeq, a predicted model, not a curated record